Molecule: messenger RNA, 2082 nt
Organism: Heterostelium album PN500
Lineage: Eukaryota; Evosea; Eumycetozoa; Acytosteliales; Acytosteliaceae
Gene: gxcL
Product: RhoGEF domain-containing protein
Exons: 5
Coding region: 1-2082 (693 amino acids)
Molecular function (GO): guanyl-nucleotide exchange factor activity
Source: RefSeq, a predicted model, not a curated record
AUGUCAUAUAAAUAUAAUGGUGUUCCACCACCCAAUUUUGUUGCACCACCAGGUGUCCCGAUGCAACCGAUGCAACCAAUGGCUAUGCCAAUGCCAAUGGCAGGUAUUCCAGGAUUUCCAGUUGGAAUGAUGAUGCAAGCUGCUGUAGCUGUACCUGCUGCUCCUCAACAACCGAGUGAUUUCGUUGCACCACACGGUGUCCAAUUGACCUAUAAUCCAAUGACCGGAGAAUACAAAGCGUACACUCAGAAGACAUUCUUUCGCACGCCAUCCACCACAGAAGUUCCCAUUGGAAAACACGUUGGAAGUGCAGGCUAUCCGCAAUUCCUAGGAAUCGAUCAGGUUGCUCAACCCUAUGGUGAUGCGCCACCCGGAUUCCUACAGGCUCCCUACAACAAUGCUAAUCUACCACCACAAAUGCAACGUUUCAAUCAACAGAAAUUCGUGCCAGACACCAAAUCGAUGGCGAAACCACCACCUCCUAGUCUAUAUCAACCUCAACCUCAACCAAUGCAGUUGCCACCCCAACAAUUUGGAGAACCAUUCUCCAACAACAAAAGAAGCUCCUAUCCACCACCCAACAAAUCGAUAUCACAGGCCAAUAAGAAUUCAGUUUACUCCACUCCUGCCAUUCCGAUAUCAGCAAUGGUAGAUGAUAAUAAUAAAUAUAACAAUCCAUAUAAUAAUAGAGGAAACUUUGUCUCACCACAAGUUCCACAACAAAUGAAACAACAACAACCUCCACCUCUACAACAACAACAACAACCUCCUAGACAAAUGUCUCAACAACAACCACCAAUUCAAAAACAACAACUAUCACAAGAACAUACUAAAUCUUCGGUUCCAAUUGCUAGAAUGAAUAGACCGCCAGAGUCGAAAGAGGAAAUGGAAAAGAGAAAUAGAACCAGACAAAAGGUGUUACAAGAAUUGGUAUCGACCGAAGAGAGUUAUUGUGAUUCUCUGGAGAAUCUUAUAUUGGUCUAUAAAUAUCCUUUGGAGAGAGAUCCUUCGAUAAAGUUGGAUCCACACAUUAUCAAAGGUAUCUUUUCAAAUGUAGAACAAAUCUUGGUUGUCAGUAAAGAUUUACUGUUGGAAUUGAAACGUAGAGUGUCAUUGCCUGCCAAUCAACAGAAUAUCGGUGAAAUCUACAUUCAGAAAGCACAAGAGAUGAGAUUCUAUGUUGAAUACAUCAAUAACUUUGAACACUCUAUGCAAGAACUACAUAAAGUAGAAGAGAAAUAUCCUGGUUUCUUUAAGGAAACUCAAAAGAAUAAUAAAUAUUCUUUAGAUAUCCAAAGUUUAUUAAUUAUGCCAGUUCAACGUAUUCCUAGAUAUGAAUUACUAUUGAAGAAUCUGGUAGAGAAGACAAGUGUCGAUCAUUACGACUAUCAGAAUUUGGUAAGAGCACUCGAUAGUAUUAGAGAUAUCAAUAGUUAUAUCAACGAGAACAAGGGUGUAUGUGGUAACAAAGAUAGAGUUGCAACAAUAUAUGAAACUUUAAAGAAUUGUCCUAAAAAUCUUGUUAGUCCAAAUAGAAGAUGGAUAAGAGAAGGUAUCUUGGAUACGACUUGUAGUAACAAAAAGUAUUGUGGAACCUUCAAAGUCUAUCUAUUCAAUGAUCUUAUCAUUCUAGCCAAACAACCUUUAUUCCACAAGAAGUCAAGGAGAUAUGAAUAUCUAUUAGAGAUCAACUUGGAGAAUAGUGAAUUUAAACCAAUUCCAAAUCAUGAUACAUCUUUUAGAUUCAUAUCAGAUCCAGAAGGUAAAUCACCAUUGAUCUUAACAUUCAACACAGCCAGUAGUAAAUCGAAACAAAGUUGGAUAAGUGAUUUAGAGUUUUAUGUAUGUUGCUUAUUUACUUUUGAGAUAUUCUACAUAUUCGUCUAUCAGUACAGGCCAGGCACCGUCGGAAUCGUAUUUAGCAAUGUCGUCGUUUGCAAUCUUGAUAAAGUCCAACAAGAGUAUCCAGGUGUCCUUGGAGAUACCGUGAUUCUUCUCACGCAAAAAGUCGAACCACACAUUGAGAUCCUUGUAGCGGUUGGUCAGCACCAGAUCCCACAAUCCAAUGGCCAUGUCGAGUGA